Messenger RNA from Lindgomyces ingoldianus, 1704 nucleotides. Its product is annotated as 4-coumarate-CoA ligase-like protein. The coding region runs from base 1 to 1704 and encodes 567 amino acids. Gene Ontology annotation, molecular function: CoA-ligase activity. The record is from RefSeq and is a predicted model, not a curated record. Lineage: Eukaryota; Fungi; Ascomycota; Dothideomycetes; Pleosporales; Lindgomycetaceae. The transcript has 3 exons. Gene Ontology annotation, biological process: secondary metabolic process.
AUGACGACCAUUGUGGAAAAUACAUCAGAUGGCAUAAUAUACAGGGCUGCGAAGACAUACCCUGUUCCUGAUAUCGAUAUUUUGACCUUGCUCUUUGAUACCCCCUACUCCCUCGCAAAACCCGCCACAGCAAUCCACAUCUCUGCCGCGGACCCCACCCUUAAACUCACCGUCUCUCGCGCCCGCCACCUCACAGAAGCCACCUCCUUCGCCCUCCGCCGCCACUUCAGUAUCGGUGCUCACUGCGCGGGCCAGGAUAUCGUGUCUGUAAUCUCAACUGGGCACUAUCUUCUUCCAGUACUUUGCUACGGCAUUAUUGGUGCCGGCGGUGUGUUCUCGGCUGCCAGUGCAGCUAGCACAACGGGGGAAUUAAGUAAACAGAUCCAGGGCGCAGAGAGCCGAGUUUUGUGUUGUGUGGAGGGGACGAGGGAUGUUGCUGUUAAGGCGGCUGAGGAAGCGGGGUGGGGGGUUAAUGGGGGUGGGAGGGUGGUGGUUAUAGGGGAGGGGAGGGAGUGGAGUUUGAGGGUUGUGGGGUUGGAUGGGGGACUGGGGAAGGAGUUGGUGGAUGAGGAGUGUAGGCUGCAGUGGGAGAGGGUUACCGAUAAGAAGGCGCUGGAGGAGAGUUUAGUGGUGCUGAUAUAUAGUAGUGGGACUACGGGGUUGCCUAAGGGCGUCAAACUCUCCCAUCGCAACCUCGUCGCCGAAACCGUAAUUCCCGGCUCCAUGUUCCAAUCUUGGAUUUGCAACAGCAACCCGUCCUUCCAAUACCGCACGCUCGCCCACCUCCCCACCGCCCACAUUGCGGGUAUCCAAGGCUACCUCAUUAACCCGUUCUACAUGGGCGGAUCCGUGUACUGGAUGCCGCGGUUUUCUUUCCCGGAGUUCCUGGCCUACUGUAAGAAGUAUAGUGUUACGUUCUUUUUUACCGUGCCGCCGAUUUAUUUGCUUAUUGCAAAGAGUGAUGAUGUAGGAGAGCAGCUAAGGAGUUUGCAGGUGGCGGUUAGUGGUGCUGCGCCGUUGGGGAAGGAGUUGCAGUAUGCAGCGAGUAGGAAAUUAGGGCCGGGAUGUUUUAUCAGUCAGACGUGGGGACUAUCCGAGACUACGGGUAGUGCGACGGUAAUGCCGUUCGAGAUGACAGACGACACGGGUUCUGUCUCCCCUCUCAUUCCUAACAUGCUGGCGCGAAUUGUCGACGAUAACGGCAACGACGUUGAACCGGGGAUGCCGGGGGAAGUGCUGGUAAAAGGGCCGGUGGUUUGUAAGGGCUAUUAUAAGAAUGAAGCAGCAGAUAAAGAGGCGUUUGUAGGGGACUGGUUUUGUACGGGGGAUAUCGCGGAGUUCCGCAAUGGGUUGUUUUAUAUUGUGGACCGGAAGAAGGAAUUGAUUAAAUACAAAGGGUUGCAGGUAGCGCCAGCGGAACUUGAAGCGCUACUUCUAUCACAUCCCGGCGUUUUGGAUGCGGCGGUUAUUGGUGUAGAGGCGGAUGAUCGCACGAAUGAGGUUCCGAGGGCAUAUGUGGUGAGGAAGAAUGAGGAGAUUAGUGAGAACUGGGUGAAGGAAUGGGUGAAGAGGAAGGUGGCAGGGCAUAAGCAGUUGAGAGGUGGGGUAGUGUUUGUGGACGUGAUUCCUAAGAGUCCGGCAGGGAAGAUUUUGAGGAAAGAGUUGAGGGUGUUAGCGAAGAGGAUGGAGGGGGCGAGGUUGUAA